Colossoma macropomum (tambaqui) is the source of this 3631-nucleotide messenger RNA. RefSeq names its product calponin 1, basic, smooth muscle, b (gene cnn1b). The record is from RefSeq and is a predicted model, not a curated record. Bases 253 to 1149 code for a protein of 298 amino acids. Gene Ontology annotation, molecular function: actin binding. Lineage: Eukaryota; Metazoa; Chordata; Actinopteri; Characiformes; Serrasalmidae. The transcript has 7 exons. Gene Ontology annotation, biological process: actomyosin structure organization.
GAAAAAGUGUUGAUGUGGUGCGAAGCGCUUUCUAAUGCACAUAUAGCGGAGAGGAGGAGAGGAAAAGGAGGACAGAGGUACCUCAGCAUCAGCGCCGUUCAGCGUGUACAGCCGUUGGGGCAGGUUAACUUUACUUCACGCCUUCAGCCGUUUUCCCACUUUUGACACCUCCUUCCCGCUCGCGCUCAGCUCCGCAGGCUCCGCGCUCCCUCAGGCUGGUUCAGCUCGACUCUGAGAACCGUCACCGUCAGCAUGGCGCAGCAGCACUUCAGGAGCGGCCCGGCUUUCGGACUUUCCGCCGAAGUGAAGAGUAAGCUGGCCCAGAAGUACGACCCUCAGAAGGAGGAGGAGCUCAGGCUUUGGAUUCAGGAGGUGACGGGCCGCAAGGUUCCAGACAACUUCAUGGAGGGCCUUAAAGACGGAGUCAUUCUCUGCGAACUUAUCAACGCUCUCCAGCCCGGAUCUGUGAAAAAGAUCAACAACUCCACUCAGAAUUGGCAUCAGCUGGAAAACAUUGGCAAUUUUGUCCGAGCAAUCCAGGAGUACGGCCUGAAGCCACAUGACAUCUUCGAGGCCAAUGACCUGUUUGAGAAUGUCAACCACACUCAGGUUCAGAGCACUCUGAUUGCUCUGGCUGGGAUGGCUAAAUCCAAAGGCUUCCGUUCUAAGUACGAUGUUGGGGUGAAGUAUGCAGAGAAACAGCAGCGCAGGUUUGCCCCUGAGAAACUGAAGGAGGGACGCAAUGUUAUCGGCCUGCAGAUGGGAACUAAUAAGUUUGCCAGCCAGAAGGGUAUGACAUCAUAUGGCACACGGCGUCACCUUUAUGACCCCAAAGUUGGCAUGGAGAAUCCCCUGGACCAGUCAACAAUUAGCCUGCAGAUGGGAACCAACAAAGGAGCCAAUCAGUCUGGGAUGACAGCGCCGGGCACCAAGCGCCAAAUCUUCGAUAAGAAGCUGGACAUGGAGAGCUGUGAUACAUCCAUUGUUUCACUCCAGAUGGGCACCAACAAGGUGGCUUCUCAGUCUGGCAUGACCGUCUAUGGCCUCCCGCGCCAAGUCUAUGACAGAAAGUACUGCACCUACCCUGAAGACUACAUGGACAACGGCCAGGACGUGCGGGAGAUUGACGGAUACCAGUAUUCUGACUAAGCCGCAUGGACAGCUACCCCGCACACUGCUUUUAUUUUUUUUUUUUACAUUCACCCUUUUCUUUUUUAAAUUCACCCACUGUUUUCUUGUAUUCUAAACGUCAACCCGCAACCAGAACUGUUAACAGGUGUCACAGCCAUCAACCAAAGCUGAAAAGUAGGUCUGCUGACUUUUGAGAAAUCUACGAAGAAUUUUUGCUGUUUAUUUUUUAAUGUUACAUUUUUUCUGCCACUGGCUAUUCCUGCUUCUCACUCAGAAUAGUACCUUUUUUAUUUUAUUUUUCGAGUGUAGCAGCAUCUUAUCACCUCAUGUGCAUGACAUUCCGUUUACAGCAGAGGAAAGAAAACUGUGCUUCCUACCAGAUAUUACAGUGAAAAAAAAUUCUUAUUAUUUCUUAUGCUUCUAUAUUUAUGAUGCUUUAUAGCUUUGUUUAGUUUAAUUUAAGAGGAAAUAGCCCCAAAAACCACUAAUGCUGCAAAUGAUCACAAAGCUUGGGCUGUGAAGUUUGGUCAAAAAGAAAAGUAAAAAUAGAUAUAUUUAAAAAAAAAGAGUGUCCCACAAGGAUGCUGUGCUACUAACCAACCACAUCAACAUGACUUCAGAAGCAGUGAACACUCACUAACAUCUAACUAACAACCGCAUCUGCCUUCUUUGAUAGACGCCUCACUGCCUGUGAGGACACUGCAAACACAUUAAGUUAUUCCAGUUCGACAUGCCGUUUUGAUUUGGUCAGACUACUCUGUUCUCCUUCAUGCUCGUUCCUACUCUUUCACUCCAUAAAGAGCAUCCGAAGACGGCUCUUAAACACAUAUCAGAUCAUCCAGCCGUGAGGCUUUAAAUCAAGCUGAACUCCAUAGGUACAGAACAUGACCAGAGGAAUGUACACUACUGCAGUAUUGCAUGGCUUUUGGAAGUGCGUAAAAUUUCAUAUUCACGUUCCAAUCACACUCUUUGCCUCGUUCUUAGUAAUAUGCAAAAUGCCUUAACCAUGCAAGGUAAGAAAAUUUUAAGUGGCUUAUGUGAGCUUAUUAUCAACGUAUAUGGUAGCUAUAUCCAAGUUAUGGGUUAUAGUUAAUAGCAGUUGCAGAUAUAUUUUAAGGAGUCAAGUCUGUUUGAAUAGCCAGAGGUGCCUGAUAUGGUUAGAACUUGUAUAGUAAGAAGCACCUGAUGUAGUUUACAGAGAAUGAGAUUAGAAUGAACGUGAGAGCUCAUUGGAGACAAGCGGUGAUUGUAGAGCAGAAGAAUUCUUGGUGAAGUGGACGAAGGCAAAUGCAUCAUCCUAGAAUGCAUCGUUCAGGUGCAGAUCAGUCUUCAGCAAGGUGUGUAACUGCUGAGUACAUGUGCCUCACUUACGAAAUCCGAUCCAGCAUCCUCACAUGCUGUUUUCUGGCUCAAAUAGAAUAGAGCAUCCCAGUCUAAAAAUGCAUGAGGCAAAAGAUUGCAAUGAUUAGAUGUUCAAAUAUAACCACAUGCACUCAGAACAGUGAGAUCUAGGUUCAAGGCUGUUUUAACCUUUCCCCAAACAUAUGUGAUCAGCCAAGACGUUUGGUGUCCGAAGUUUGCUUCUAUAAUGUCACUCAAAAAGACUUUUCAGCAGUGAUGCUCAUAACAAAUCAUUUGAAUUGCUCAGCUGGAAUCACAUAUCAUUUACCGCCAGACACAAAAAAGUGAAACUUCGGUAAGAUUAAAAAAGGGUCGUAAUACCAAAAUGUCAACAAUGAAUCUAUCACAUAUUCAAAAACACUUUCCCAAACGAUAUUGACAAAAAUGCAAAAAAUCUCAUUCAUAAAGCUUUAAUUUCAUGUUAAUUUCAGCGCUUUGUCAAUUAUUGUUUACAGAAUCAGCAGGCCGCAAGUCAUUCUGAUUGGAGCAAGCUGAAUCCAGUACGUGAUAACGUAAGGCUUCCAAAAGAAUUGAAAUUUUCAAGAUUGUUCAAACAGUCUAGCCAGUCAACUAAAGAAGCAAAUGUUGAUCACCAAACACGUCUUGGCAGACUUGAUUGUGAGGCAUUCCAAGUUUAGGCUAACUAAAGCUUGAUUUUAACGCUACAGCAAUUCAUUUCAUUCAGCAUUUCAUAAGCUACUUUGAUUGCUUUUGCUCUUGCAAAAACAAUGACAUGACUGAAUUGAAAUGACCGAUACACUCAAAGCCUGCAUAGACCACUUUGUCUGUGGUACCACCCUACAUGUGGGCCCUCCAUGUCCUUCAUUCUACAAGAGCCAGUGCGUAGAUGAGUGUGAACACUAGGGCCCAUUCAGACAAGUGUUUUAAGUGAGUGUUGCAUCACCAAUUAUGAGGUCCGUAGGCCUGUUCUAGAGAGCCAUCUAGUGGCCCGUUUGUGGUCUGACAAGAGAAAACUGUUGUGGUUGUAAUCUGAACCUGUCUGUAAAACUAGAUUUAUGUGAGGUUUAUUACAUACUUCCCUUUCUAUGGCAUAGCUGGCACAGUAACUUUCUAAAGACAAUAAAACGAUGCCAAAGUA